GGCGCGGCACCUCACCACAGUCGCCGGAGCUCACUCUCCCAAGUGUGAGAUUUCGCCGGAAAGGGCCGGUCGAGAGAAUGGUGGUGAAGGUGUAUGGGCCAGCUAGGGCGGCCUGCCCCCAGAGGGUCAUGGCCUGCCUCCUCGAGAAAGGCAUUGAGUUCGAGAUUGUGAGCGUCGACCUCGACUCGGGAGAGCAGAAGAAGCCAGAUUUUCUGGCUCUCCAGCCUUUUGGACAGGUUCCAGUGGUUGAGGAGGAAGAAGGCUUCAGGCUUUUCGAGUCAAGGGCAAUCAUAAGAUACUAUGCAACCAAGCACGCUGACCAAGGAACAGAGCUGCUGGGGAGCACACUCAAGGAGCAGGCCCUAGUGAACCAAUGGCUCGAAGUAGAAGCACACAACUACAAUGAGCCACUCUUCGCCAUUGUCCUCCAACUGCUAGUCUUCCCAUCCAUGGGCCUCCCCACUGAUCCCGCAGUGGUCAAAGCAAACGAGGCUCGGCUCAGUCAAGUGCUUGACGUGUACGACCAGCACCUGGCCAAGAACAAGUACCUGGCCGGGCAAUUCUUCAGCAUGGCAGAUCUCAGCCACCUCCCUGGCACCCAGCACUUGGUCACCACCUUGGGCAUGAGCCAUCUUGUGAAGGAAAGGCAGCACGUCAAUGCAUGGUGGGAGGACAUCUCUAGCAGGCCCGCCUGGAAGAAGGUUCUACAGCUUGUGCCCAAGCCACCUGAGUGACAACAACCGCUGCCAAUGUUGGAUUUGCAGUUGUGUAAUUGCUUGAGAUGUAGUUUGCAAUACAUAUUGUCCAUCCGUAUAAUUCUUAGAGCUUACUGUGUUUUGUGCCGCUUCUGGGUUUUCUUACCUAUUUGUGAAUGAAAAAAGGCAUUAGCCUUUACCUAUUUUCUUAGCA
This is a messenger RNA of Nymphaea colorata (pocket water lily), 909 nucleotides long. RefSeq names its product glutathione S-transferase F10-like. Gene Ontology annotation, cellular component: cytoplasm. The coding region runs from base 78 to 734 and encodes 218 amino acids. The transcript has 3 exons. Gene Ontology annotation, molecular function: glutathione transferase activity; glutathione binding. The record is from RefSeq and is a predicted model, not a curated record. Lineage: Eukaryota; Viridiplantae; Streptophyta; Magnoliopsida; Nymphaeales; Nymphaeaceae.